Messenger RNA from Trichobilharzia szidati, 2926 nucleotides. The record is from the annotation of a GenBank genome assembly. Lineage: Eukaryota; Metazoa; Platyhelminthes; Trematoda; Strigeidida; Schistosomatidae.
CCUAGAUUUGGUUAUGUUAUCGGAUAAGUGUUAGCAAUAUAGGUUCAGAGAAAUAAAAAAUUGUUUUUGUACACACACAGAAGGAUUGAGGAAUAAUUGUUUUAAAUUAUUGAUUUUUUGUCGUUGACUUCUUUCUACAAUUUGAUAAACGAGCAUUGGUUUUAUUAAACCCUUUGCAUAACUGUUUUUCAUUAACAGAAAUCUAUACAUGUUCAUUGUUUAAACUUUACUUUCCCCAUUCAUUUUUUUCAGAUGUAGCGGAUACUUUCCUUACUGUCAACACCCAUCAUUCAAACAAUUUCGUUUACACCUGAUGUACUAUAAUACUUACAUUCUGUUUCCAAUUGGAAAUAUUUCUGAGACUGCUAGUGUCUGGUUCACUUUAGUCUUAUCAAUAGAACGCUAUUUAACUAUGAGUCAAUUGGGUUCAGUUUAUCAGAAGAAACUCAGUGCUCGUUCACCUAAUUUAUCCCCUGUCAACCAAGAAGAAGAAACACUAUACAGUUUAGGGAAUAUAGAUCAAGAAACUCAGAAGACCUUUAAAGAAAGAAACACACGCGAAGAGUCAGACGACAACUUAAGAGAACAACAACACAAUUCAAUGAAGACAUGGUGUAUUAGACUGUCUACCCAUUGUCAACUAUAUAAACCAACCUGUUAUUCCAGAAAGUGCACGCUUUGUACAUGUGAACCAAAGAAAUUUCAGAUCCUACAAAAAUUAUCUUAUUUUAAGUUUUGUAAAUCGAUAAAAAUGUGUUCUUUAGCCAAAUGUAUCCAAUUUUGUACCUGCAGAAAUUGUCAUUCAAAAUAUUCAAUAGUUUUGAUAGCUAUUUUCAGUAUCCUAUUCAAUUUGCCUCUAUUUUUUGUUCAGAAAGUUAACAGUGGAAUAGUACCUACUAAACAUUCCACUGAACAAAUGAAUAAUACUGCUGAGACCAAUGAAUGGAUGCAUACUACAUCUAAGCAUAUGAGUAAUUUAACAACAUCAGACUAUCAAAAUAACCAAAGUCAAACACAAGUUUACAUUGGUCUCACAGAAUUUGGAAGUUCAGAGUUUUACAAAAUCUUUUCAUGGAUACGUAUUAUGCUAGUACAAGUUUUACCUUUAUUAUUUUUAUGUCUGGUGAAUUUCUGCCUAUUCCGGUUCAUACAUAUAGCAAAUAGACGUCGACAAAAAUAUUUACUACCAAAAGGUUUAAAUAAGAAAUCACGACGUUUUGAACUGAACAAAAUAAACUUACAUUGUCCAAAAGCGAAUGGUGGUUCUAGUGCUAGAUGGCAAGCAGCACAGCGUAAAUUAACAAUUUUACUUAUUGUUAUUGUCGGUUUAUUUAUAGCCGGACAAAUACCUCAAGGAUUUGCCUAUAUCACUAUUUUUGAAGCAUUUACUAGUCAUUUCGGUAGUGUAUGUAAAAGAUGGCGUUGUUGUCAACCUUACUUAAUUUAUCGUUCAAUAUCACAUAUGCUAGGCUUAUUUACCUAUGCUAUCAACUUUUUUGUUUAUCUUACACUGAAUAAACAUUUUAAACAACAAUUAAAAAUUUGGUUUCUAACAUUAUUUCCUAGUAGAAACCAAUUACAAAAGAAGUAUGCAUCAAAACAAACUAAACCAUCAUAUUAUUCAUAUAAUCAGUCGAAAUCAGAUGGUUCAUUUGCUAGUCAACAUAAGUGUAAUAAUAAUACAAGACCUUAUUAUAAUAAUAGACAUGAUAAUAUAUGGAAAAAAUUUAUUAAUUUAAGAAGACGUUCAUCUAUAUUAUAUUAUGAUAAUAAAAAUAAAAUAAUAUCGAUUGAAAAUACAGACUUUCCAUCUGAAGCUGUUUCUGCACCUGUCGACUUAUACUCCAGUUCAAAAUUAAGACGUAAAGUAGAUUUUAUUCAGAUAGACGAAAUGAAUUCAACUGAAAUGCCAAAAGGCACUGUUUAUAAUCCAUAUAAUUUCAAUACUAAAGUAAACUCGAUUCAAACACCAGAAUCUCUCCUAUCAAGUAACCAGCCAAUAACAACAUUAGCCGAUGAUACAUUGAAACAUUUAAUCAUCAAUAAUCCAUGUUAUACAAAUCCUCAACAACAACAACAACGACAGUCUACAGUUUCAAGAGGAAAUGAUACUAACUACCAAUCAUUUGUUUCACUACAACCAACAACUAAAUGUCAUACAGAGAUAAAAUAUGGUACAAAUCAUCCAUUAUUACUAUAUAAAACAUUUCGUGCUUAUUAUUCUCAUGAUUCUGUUAUGAAAAAAUGGACAUUUGAAUUGAAUUGUAUAAAUAAUCAACAAGUCGUUCAUGAUAUUCAUUCAAAUACAACAGCUCCACCCUCAUCAUCCUCUUCAUCAUCUACAUCAUCGUCUUCGUCAAUAACACAAAACUAUUCUAUUACCUCUAAUAGUAAUAUAAGGAAUUUAGAUCACUUUCAGCAAGAACAGACAAAUCAGAAACAAUUAAAGGAUACUAUAUUGAAUAAUACAAAUAAUACACAUUGUGUGAAUUUGCUAAUGAUGCAAAAUAGUAAUAAUAAUAGUAAUAACAAUAAUGAUCAUACUACCUAUGAUAGUAAUAACAUAAAAGAAAAUUCGAAAAUUUGUAGACAUUCAAUAGUCAAUUCAGAUUCUCAAGGUGUAGGUUUAUCCUUUUCACAUAUUUACUGUCCACUUGUGUAUAGAGAAAGUGAUUUUGAUGUUAUCUCAGUAGACGAUAGUGUUGAACAACAUGAAACUGAGUAUAAUUCAUUCUUGUAAAAAAAAAUCUAUAUUCGAAAAAAAUCACACAGAUGAUAAACUAUGCAUGAAGUUCAAAGUACCAGUGAAACAUAUCUCAUGAAGACACAAGUUCUAAUUAUAUUUAAACUAAGAAAAUGGUGUCGAUUGCACUAAACAACACAUUGACAACAGAUAAGGCUAGCUCAGGAAAGACAAUGAUUAAAC